AUGGAGGGCAGCAAACCCCUAAAGGUCCGGUUGACGUUCUCCGUGAUCUUGGUGGGCGUCUCGCUCCUCUUCGCAGCCGUAGUGACUGACCACUGGGCCGUGCUGAGCCCCAGAGUGGAGAAAUACAACAGCACCUGCGAAGCAGCUCACUUCGGGCUAUGGCGACUCUGUACGAAACGGAUUUUCAUGCUGGAGCAAGGUCCCAAAGAGAAGAGCUGUGGGCCGAUAAGCCUGCCAGGAGAACGCAACUGCUCCUACUUCAAGCACUUCACACCAGGACAGAGCUCGGAGAUAUUUGAAGUAACCACUCAGAAAGAAUACAGUAUCUCGGCUGCAGCCAUUGCCAUCUUCAGCGUUGGCUUUGCAAUCAUCGGAACAAUCUGCGUCCUCUUAUCCUUCAGGAAGAAGAGGGACUAUCUGCUGAAGCCAGCGUCUAUGUUCUACACCUUCGCAGGUCUCUGCAUCAUCAUCUCUGUCGAAGUCAUGAGACAAUCUGUGAAGAGGAUGAUCGACAGUGAGGACACAGUCUGGAUUGAGUACAGCUACUCCUGGUCCUUCGCCUGUGCCUGCGCCUCCUUCGUCCUGCUCUUCAUCUGCGGCAUCACCCUCCUCCUGAUCGCACUGCCUCGCUUCCCCCAGAACCCCUGGGAGACCUGCAUGGAUGCAGAGCCAGAGCACUGAUGUUCCCAGCACCCAUCAAAAAAGCCACAAGUGCUUCGAAAAGAUUUGCAUUUUGUAAAAUGUCUGGGUCUCCCUAUGCAAGGUGCACUCCAUUCACUAAGUCUUUACUGAACCGAGGCAUGUUCGAUU
This is a messenger RNA of Apaloderma vittatum (bar-tailed trogon), 810 nucleotides long. It is a transcript of the gene CACNG1, whose product is annotated as calcium channel, voltage-dependent, gamma subunit 1. The record is from RefSeq and is a predicted model, not a curated record. The coding region runs from base 1 to 681 and encodes 226 amino acids. NCBI's taxonomy places the organism in Eukaryota, Metazoa, Chordata, Aves, Trogoniformes, Trogonidae. Gene Ontology annotation, molecular function: calcium channel regulator activity; voltage-gated calcium channel activity. Gene Ontology annotation, biological process: calcium ion transmembrane transport; regulation of calcium ion transmembrane transport via high voltage-gated calcium channel. Gene Ontology annotation, cellular component: L-type voltage-gated calcium channel complex; membrane. The transcript is spliced from 4 exons.